Talaromyces stipitatus ATCC 10500 is the source of this 1650-nucleotide messenger RNA. Its product is annotated as UPF0052 domain protein. NCBI's taxonomy places the organism in Eukaryota, Fungi, Ascomycota, Eurotiomycetes, Eurotiales, Trichocomaceae. The record is from RefSeq and is a predicted model, not a curated record. Gene Ontology annotation, molecular function: LPPG:FO 2-phospho-L-lactate transferase activity. Bases 1 to 1650 code for a protein of 549 amino acids. The transcript has 2 exons.
AUGGCAACGGACCCAAACAUAGACGACUCAAUCAUUAACCGUGGAAUUGUCGUCUUCUCAGGUGGAAGUGCAGCCAACAGCCUGGUAGAUGCGUUCAAUACAGUGAGAGCCAAUAAACAAUGUCUUCUCAACUACGUUAUCCCCAUAUCGGACAACGGUGGUUCGACGUCGGAAUUGAUUCGAGUAUUUGGUGGACCUGGGAUUGGAGAUGUUCGAAGUAGAUUGGUACGAUUAAUACCGGAUUCGGCACCAGCCUCUGAAAGGGCUGCAGUAAAGGCCCUCUUCAAUCAUAGACUGAAUGCCGAUGCUGCAGCAGCUAGAGAGAAUUGGCAGUCUAUUGUUGAUGGCACAUCAUCGUUAUGGUCGCGCAUCACACCAGCCAAAAAGGAAUUGAUACGAUCAUUUUUCAACUACCUCAACCUUGAGAUUUUGAAAAGAGCACGUCCACCUACAUCUACAUUUGAUUUUAGUUCUGCCAGUGUCGGAAAUCUAUUCCUGACAGGCGCUCGCCUUUUCACCGGUAGUUUCGAGAGCGCCAUACAUCUUUUGGGAAGUAUAGGCGGUGUUUCAUCUGAUUUGGUCCGCGUUAUCCCCGCCAUCAACUCAAACUUCUCGCAUCAUAUCUCUGCAUCUCUCGAAGAUGGCUCUGUUAUUGUCGGACAAAAUAGUAUUUCGCAUCCCAGCAAUGCCCCCGGCUCCCCAAAACUGGGUAGGAGAAGGGCUAGCUUGCUCUUAGCGGACGGAGAUGCCGAUGAUUCUGAUUAUCUUGACAUGGACGAUGCCACUUCAUAUCAGCAUGAUCAUAUACCGGGCUCAUUACCCAGUUUGCGAUAUAAGAACAUCACAUUUAACAAAGCCGAUACAGAGGAAUUGCCUUGUCGCAUAUCGCGGAUAUGGUAUAUCAAUCCGUACGGUCAGGAAAUUCGACCACCGGCUAAUCCGCGAGUGCUGGAGGCGAUUAAUGACAGCCAAGCGAUUAUAUACAGCAUUGGGUCUUUAUAUACAUCUAUUAUACCUUCGCUCAUCCUACGCGGCGUUGGAAAGGCAAUCGCCAUGAGUCCAGCGCGACACAAGAUUCUGAUUUUGAAUGGAUCGCUUGAUCGAGAAACAGGACCAUCGAGCAAACCAUUCACAGCUGUCGAUUUCGUGGAAGCCAUCGUCAAAGCGGGAGAGGAAAGUCGUGGAAAGGGUGGAGGAAGCGGCCUUCCAAACGGCCGCCAUCGUAGCAUGGACGCUAUCAUGGAUAAUCUACCGGGUUCUACCACUGCUACUAAUUCUCUCGUCACUCCGGAGUCCUCUGUGCCAAGUAUCAUUGAGCCAUUAUCACCUGCUCCUUCAUCUCUAGGAGCAAAAAAGCUACUUCCGUACACAUCAUACGUCACGCAUAUCCUACAUCUGGAGGGCCCAGGCACGCCGUCCGUUGAUCGCGAACGACUUUCUGCCAUGGGAAUUGAGACACUGCGUCUUUAUGGACCAAAGAUAAUGUCAGAUGACGGGAAGACCGUCCUGGGAAUGAGGUAUGAUCCUACUGCUUUAGUCCAAGCGUUGGAGGUAGUGUUGGGAAAGAAAGGUGAUGCUAUGCUUCGAGGGAAACUGGGCGGUGGUGUUAGUAGACGGAAUACUUUGGAAGGAGGGUAUAAAGAACGAUAA